Messenger RNA from Ustilaginoidea virens, 1170 nucleotides. RefSeq lists its product as uncharacterized. The record is from RefSeq and is a predicted model, not a curated record. NCBI's taxonomy places the organism in Eukaryota, Fungi, Ascomycota, Sordariomycetes, Hypocreales, Clavicipitaceae. The transcript has 2 exons. Gene Ontology annotation, cellular component: proteasome regulatory particle, base subcomplex. Gene Ontology annotation, biological process: proteasome-mediated ubiquitin-dependent protein catabolic process. Gene Ontology annotation, molecular function: ATP binding; proteasome-activating activity; ATP hydrolysis activity. The coding region runs from base 1 to 1170 and encodes 389 amino acids.
AUGGCGCUCGACGAGUACUACCACAACAAAAUCGAGGCCAUGAAGCUGGAGAUCCUCAAGGGACAGGCCGCUCUCCGACGUCUCGAAGCACAGCGCAACGACUACAACUCGCGCGUGCGAUUACUCAGAGAAGAGCUGGGCCUGCUGCAGCAACCAGGCUCCUAUGUCGGCGAGGUCGUCAAGGUCAUGGGCACUAAGAAGGUCCUCGUCAAGGUGCAUCCCGAAGGCAAAUACGUUGUCGACGUCUCUGACAAUGUCGACGUCAGCAAAUUGACGGCCGGGAAGCGCGUCACCCUCCUCUCAGACAGCUACAAGCUGGAAAAGCUGCUGCCAUCCUCGGUCGACCCCCUCGUCUCCCUCAUGAUGGUCGAAAAGGUGCCCGACAGCACGUACGACAUGAUCGGGGGGCUGGACCAGCAGAUCAAGGAAAUCAAAGAAGUCAUCGAGCUCGGUCUCAAGCACCCCGAGCUGUUCGAGUCCCUCGGCAUCGCCCAACCCAAGGGCGUCCUUCUGUACGGCCCCCCCGGCACGGGCAAAACCCUUCUCGCCCGAGCCGUCGCCCACCACACCGCCUGCAAGUUCAUCCGCGUAUCCGGGUCGGAACUGGUGCAAAAGUACAUAGGAGAAGGCUCCCGCAUGGUUCGCGAGCUCUUCAUCAUGGCCCGUGAGCACGCGCCGUCCAUCAUCUUCAUGGACGAGAUCGACUCCAUCGGCUCCUCUCGCGUGGAGGGCUCCUCAGGGGGCGACUCGGAAGUCCAGCGCACCAUGCUGGAGCUCCUCAACCAGCUGGACGGCUUCGAGCCCACCAAGAACAUCAAGAUCAUCAUGGCGACCAACCGGCUGGACAUUCUGGACCCCGCCCUCCUGCGACCCGGUCGCAUCGACAGGAAGAUUGAGUUCCCCCCGCCGAGCAUCGAGGCCAGAGCGGAUAUCUUGAGGAUCCACAGCCGCAAAAUGAACCUCACCCGAGGCAUCAACCUGACCAAGAUUGCCGAGAAGAUGAACGGGUGCUCUGGCGCCGAGCUGAAGGGCGUCUGCACCGAGGCGGGCAUGUACGCUCUGCGCGAGAGGCGAGUCCACGUCACGCAGGAGGAUUUCGAGCUCGCCACCGCCAAGGUUCUGAACAAGCAUGAUGACAAGGAGGUUUCGCUGGGCAAGCUGUGGAAGUAG